This is a messenger RNA of Medioppia subpectinata, 651 nucleotides long. NCBI's taxonomy places the organism in Eukaryota, Metazoa, Arthropoda, Arachnida, Sarcoptiformes, Oppiidae. The record is from the annotation of a GenBank genome assembly.
UACUGCGAGUGCUAUGAGGCGAAGAUCCUGUGCUCGAGUCUCUGCAAGUGUUGCGGCUGUAAGAACUUCGAGGAGAGUUUUGAGCGCAAAACACUUAUGCAUUUGGCCGACGCCGCGGAGGUUCGGUCCGCUCAGCAGAACGUGGCCACGAAGAACAAGCUCUGGAGCUCCGACUUCAAGCCAAAACUGCCCAUUAGAGUGGACGGCGACCGACUCCCGUGUAGUUUCAUAACGGCAGAGGUGAUAGAGGCGACGUGUCAGUGCCUAUUGGCUCAGGCAGAACACGGCGAACGCGGCGACAUCGAGAACAAGAUAAUCGAGAAACUGGUGAUCGAAGAGUUUGGUCGAUGUCUCACACAAAUCAUCGAUUGCGCCGCAAAGACCAGAAAGUGAGACACCCUUUGCCCCCAGUAUUUGAUUGUAUUUGUCAUUUGUUUUAAUCACUUUUCAUCUCAUAAUUAGCUCCAAAUUCAAAACGGAAUUCAUGUAAACAUUUGACGCAAAGAAUUUCAUAAUUUAUUUUCUGUACAUUUCUUUUAACUGUAUUUUUAUUCAUCCGAUUAUUUUGAGAGCAUUUUGUUAUUUAUUUGAGUUUAAAACCUUUUGUCACUUUUUAAUGGUUUACUAUAUAUUUGUAUGAUUUAAAAAACA